AGGGAAUAACAAAAUGCAACUUACUUCAGUGUAAACCAGUCAAAAUCUUUUGUAUAAAGCAAUUGUAUGUCUCAUUGCAUCUUGUGAAGAUGAAUACGUUUGUGACUCAUCCAAGUGUCCGAAUCAAAGGAACAGAGAACAACUACAACCCUGCUCCCUGCUAUGACCAGAUGUGUUCUAACAAAAGUGCUCAUAUGCAUUGUCCAUUUUGUGUCAAAUCUGACAUUUACCAAGAUCCUGUGAUACUAAAAGCCCAUUACAGAGUUAAACAUGUUGACAAAGGCAUAGACUUCGCUGGUCUUAAGAUUCUGCGAUGUUGUGAUCACUGUGACAUUGUUGGUGUGAUCAAAGGAGAAAAGAAGUUUAAGGGAGCACACUGGCAUUGCUAUAGGUGUAGAAAUGGGUUCAACAGGAGAGAUGAGGCCAUCAAACACUACAAAACCCACUUUCGAAAUCCACAAACAACAUUUCAGAUACAGGUAGCUCAGGAGGUGAACAAUCCUAGUUCUGGAUAUUGUGAUAGUACAGCAACUAUUGACCAGGGUGGCAUAUCUAUACACCCAGCUCUUACCGAGGCUGUUAUGUCAUCUAGUCUAGCUCAGGAACCAGGUUUGAUGAGCCAGCCCCACCAAGUGACUGUAUCCAAUGGUAAGGUCCCUGAGGGUUCCGUCCAUGUCUCUGUGGCUGCCAACGAGACAGUGGACACUUCUGAUGGCCAAACACAUCACAUCAUGAUUAUACAGGAGGAACCAGUAGAAAACAAUAGCAAUACAUACACUACCCAGAUCAUCACUAGUGAGGAUGUGAGGAUGGUUGAGGAAAAGGAGCAGUCGAACCACCAAAAUGCAGCCAACAAAUUGGAGGAGCUACAGCAAAAAUACCAACAGCUGGAGGCUGAAAAGGACGAGACAGAACGUAUACUGAGAACAGAAAUUCUUUCCCUGAAGUCACAGGUGGAGACCCUGGGAAAGGAAGUACUGUCCUACCAAAAGCGUGAGGAAGAAUUACUGGAGCAGGUCAGUGUUCCACUGGACCGUAAUAUAGAAACUUUGUUAAAGAAUAUGGAGACACAGCACCGAGAUCUUCUCCACCAACAGCUGCUUGUCAUCAAACGCGAGUACAAACCACAAACAUUUUUGUCUAACACUGUGGUGGAUGGGCAAAAUAAAGCCUCACCAAAGACUAAUAGUAACAUUCAGCGCUACAUCAUUGAGUGUAACCUGGACCAAGACUCUAAUCCAGCACCUGAUGAAUUAGUUGAUCAAUCUAAACCAGGUGACUCUGAUCCUGACAACGAAGCAGAAAGUCCCAGAGCUGUGAUGGGCACAGGUGAGGAAUCGUCUCUUCAGGAGAAUGUGGAGGAUUCAACUAUAUCAGAUAGUCAGAGUGAUGUCAAUAAAGCCCUCCAGGAUAGCAUUUUGUCAAAUCUAGAUAACAGUCAGCGAGGAAAUCUUAGCUUCCAGCUUGGUGGAGAGGGGUAUUCCUACUGUGUUUCCGAGGAAUCUGAGGGGAAAACAGACCCAAAAAACAAUCCUCUAGUAGUAUGUAUUGAGUAUCCAUCCGAUGUAACACUUACUCCUGUGGAAAAUACAUUCAAAGUUCUUGACAAUUAUAAUGCAUCACAGAUAGUACAACCCAUCUCAAUUGUGAAUAAGGGAGAUGCUUGUGUGGAGCCUGAAGCAAAACGUCAAAAACAGUGCUGAUAAAUUGUUUCAUCGAUCCCAAAUCUUCCAAUGUGUUAUAUUCAUACCAUUAAUUUUAUUUAUUUUUAUUUUUCAAUGAAAUAUAGAUCAUGGAAUAUCAAAGACAUUAUAAAGGGGAUAUGUCUGUUAUCAUUCUCUGUAAAACAUAUUUUUGUACGUUAUGAUUGAGGUGUCUGUUAUAUAAUUUAUUCAAACAACUGUCUUUGAUAUUUUAUGAUCCAUUAUAUACUGUUGAUAACAUGCCGUAAAACUCCAUAAUCAAGUACCUAACUUGUUUGUUCCUGUUAAAUCUCUUCCUUAAUACAUUGUUAAUUCUAUGUGUCAGUAAGUAAAGAAAUCUGCAUCACACAAUACAGUAAAAUACUUGUAUUACUUCAUUCUGUUAUUUCUUAAUGCCCAAUUUAAAUUCUUCCAUGCUCGUUUGCAAAACAUGCAUAUUGGCAAAACCUAUGCACAUUUAUUAAUUACUUCUUUGAUUUCAAAUAUGAAUGUGGUAAGUGUAGGAGUUGAUAAAACAAUAUAUAAUACCUCUGUGUAAAGUGAAUUAAUUGGUCGAGUUUGGAACACACUUUUUCUUAAAAAAAUUUUGAUGGGUUCCAUUAAUAUCAAUAGACAUACACUCAAUAGGUUUUCAAAAUGCAGGCCAGUCCAACAUGAAGAGCUUAAAUUUAGAACUUGAUCAAAUAUCAGUGUCCCAAAAAACAAACCCUAUACAAGGUCUAUAUUCUUCAAGUUAUAAUUGAGUUGUUCUCAGAAAACCGGGAAACUGGUACAGAAAAAUAUAACAAGUAUUACACAGUAAUGAAAGAAAUUAAUUAAUUUUAUAAACCUGUUAUUAAUACAGUGUAAUUUUAGUAAAACCAGUAAAUGCUUACCUGUUCUUUCUAUUGAAUUAAAAAUUAAUAUGAAUUUGAACUAAUACAGUUUACUGAUGCAGAAAAUUACAGUGAAUAAGCCACAUGAUUUGUAAAAACAACAGAGCAUUUCUGGAUUUCCUGAUAAAUUUGUUGCAUGGAAAAUAUUUUUAAAAUGUAUACUGGUGUUUUAAGUUCCAUAUAAUUAAAAUAUUAAAGAAAAGAUAAUGUCUACAAUGAUGAAGUCCUGUAGGAUUCUAUUGCAUUUAUACCUUUAAUUACAUAUAGAGGAUUGUUCAUCCCAAAGUUUCUCUUGUUUUGUAAUUUACAUAUACACUGCAUGAUAUAUGGAUAUAGGUAACUGUUGGGUACAAAGGCAUCUAACACACUGGAUUUUCUAGUCUUCAAAAGUAAACAACUUUGUUUUAAUCCACCGGAAAUAAAACAAUUAAAUUUGGUAAUUUUCACUAUAGGUUCAGUUUAAGAUUUCGUUUUCUAGAUGAUCUUUUGAUGACCUUAUUUGGCUUUAAAGUUCCAAAGUAAAAAGAAAUUAUCUGAACAAUACAUUCAUCAUAAACUAUAACAAAUCAGUUUGAUAAAUUUUCAUUUCAAUUUGAACUUCAAGAGCAAAGAUGACCUUGAUAGUGACAAUAUUGUGUUUCAUAGUAACCGAAAAUUUCAUGAUUCGCAAGUUUUUGCACAAUAACAAGGUGACUUAUUUUCUCAUUUUGUAAAAAUUUGAUUACUUCAAAGAAAUGAGCUCAUAUUAAGAUAAAUGAUUUGCUGAAGGAAAAUCUACAACUACACAAAAACCAUCUCCAACAUUGAAAUUCUGAAGUCAUUGGUAAUUUAGCUUCCUUACAACAUGUACCUGGUUGGCCCCUUCUUUAAGUCAGUUUUCAAGUUUAGGACAUGUUCGCCUUAUGUUCCUGCUUUCUCUAUCAGUUUUCUUGUUAGUAUCCUGUUAAAUUUUUGUAAAGAUGUUUAAUUUUCUUUGUUUUAAAGACAAUCGAUGAAAUAUGGAACAAAAGAGAACACAAGUUGAAUGUUUGUUGAUUGUAAUUGAAAAUGUUUGUUUCAAAUUAUAUGAUUUAUUGAAACCAUAGUUAAUUAUUAGAUUAUUGUGAGUCGACAUCU
Messenger RNA from Ylistrum balloti, 3694 nucleotides. RefSeq lists its product as uncharacterized. NCBI's taxonomy places the organism in Eukaryota, Metazoa, Mollusca, Bivalvia, Pectinida, Pectinidae. The coding region runs from base 90 to 1703 and encodes 537 amino acids. The record is from RefSeq and is a predicted model, not a curated record. The transcript has 7 exons.